Molecule: messenger RNA, 393 nt
Organism: Dermacentor silvarum
Lineage: Eukaryota; Metazoa; Arthropoda; Arachnida; Ixodida; Ixodidae
Exons: 1
Coding region: 1-393 (130 amino acids)
Source: RefSeq, a predicted model, not a curated record
AUGGAUCACGCCUGCCUGAACAGAGUUAACGGCUACCUGGAGUCCAACGACGUAUACCGCAGCAACAGGAUCGGCUCCAGAAGAGGGAUCUCUACCCAAGACGCCAUUAUACAACUCAAGGGGCAAGUCAUAGACACCACGGGGCGAGGCUUGAGGGCAAUACUCGGACUCGUUCUAAAGAAGGCCUUCGACAGGAUCGAGCACGCGGCCAUCCUCGAAAGAAUCGCGCAACUCGCCCUAGGCGAACGAACCUACAAUUACAUAAGAAAUUUCCUUACGGGAAGAACAGCCAGAAUCAGACUGGACGAUGAGGAGAGCAUCCAGGUGGACAUAGGCAGCGCGGGCACGCUGCAAGGGUCCGUCGUGUCACCGAUGUUUCCAACCUCGUCAUGA